CUUGGUUUCCCUGCUGGGGGGCGUUCUGUCCGCUCCCGGAAAAGGAGGAAGGGGCAAACAGGUGGGUUUCUGCAACUCUGCAUCCCUAGCCUUGCGAACAUGUAGGCCUUCCGGGGCGCUCUGCUGCCCUGCCCAGGCAGAAGGUUCCCCGGAUAACUCAAGUCAGCCUCCCGUCCUGCAGUAUGAAGACGCCGGGGGAGCCGCUGGUGUCUCCAGACUGUUUCUCCUCCGACCUGGCCCCAGCUCCAGCCCCUCUCUCUCCUCAGGCUUCCCUAAUGGAUAAAAGUACUGAUCCUGAACCGAUGCCACCGUCAUCCGGCGGGGCUGAUCCGCCUAGUAAGUCCCCAGACUCCGUGGCUGGCUCAGCUCUGCCCCAGGAGCUCGGGGAGGGGGAUCCAGCUUCUGUCGCCACUCCCCUGGAAACGGGGUUCAUUACUCCUAGUGAGUUGAGCCCUCGAACUGAGGAGCAAGAGCUUUCUAGAAAUGUGAGCCCGCCAGAAGAAGAAACGAACACAUUAGAGGUGGACGCCGGAGAAGCCAUGGAAGGUGUGGCUGAGGCCCCGGAUCCAGAGGACGAGGGAUACACCACUUGGAGCUACAACUUCUCACAGUCACCUCGAUUUCUCACUGGUUCCUGGUCUGAAUUCAGAGCCCAACACGAGAACUUCUUGAAAGGCUGCAAGUGGGCCCCUGAUGGUUCCUGCAUCUUGACCAAUAGUGCUGAUAACAUCCUGCGAAUUUAUAACCUGCCCCCAGAACUGUAUAAUGAGGGAGAACAGACGGAAUAUUCAGAAAUGACCCCAGUGCUCCGGAUGGUGGAAGGUGACACCAUCUAUGACUACUGCUGGUAUUCUCUGAUGUCUUCAGCCCAGCCAGACACCUCCUACGUGGCCAGCAGCAGCCGGGAGAAUCCGAUUCACAUCUGGGAUGCAUUCACUGGAGAGCUUCGGGCCUCCUUUCGUGCCUACAAUCACCUGGAUGAGCUGACGGCAGCGCACUCACUCUGCUUCUCCCCGGAUGGCUCCCAGCUCUUCUGUGGCUUCAAUCGGACUGUGCGCGUUUUCUCCACAGCCCGACCGGGCCGAGACUGUGAGAUCCGAGCCACAUUUGCCAAAAAGCAGGGCCAGAGCGGCAUCCUCUCUUGCAUUGCCUUCAGCCCGACCCAGCCGCUCUACGCCUGUGGCUCCUAUGGCCGCUCCCUGGGUCUCUAUGCCUGGGAUGAUGGCUCCCCUCUUGCACUGCUGACAGGGCACCGAGGGGGCAUCACUCACCUCUGCUUUCAUCCGGAUGGCAACCGCUUCUUCUCUGGAGCCCGCAAGGAUGCUGAGCUGCUAUGUUGGGAUCUUCGGCAGCCUGCCCACCCACUGUGGUCCCUGGGUCGAGAGGUGACCACCAAUCAGCGUAUCUACUUUGACCUAGACCCAGUUGGGCAGUUUCUGGUGAGUGGCAGCACUAAUGGAGCCGUCUCUGUGUGGGACACCAGCAGGAUAGAGCCUGAGGGCAAGCCGGAGCUAGUACAGAGUUUUCUUCCCCAGGAGGACUGCACCAACGGAGUGAGCCUGCACCCUAGCCUGCCUCUCCUAGCCACUGCCUCGGGUCAGCGUGUAUUUCCAGAGCCCACCGAAAGCGGGGAUGAAGGCGAGCAGGAAGUGGACCUUCCCUUGCUGUCCAUGCGCCACUGCCAUCUGGAAUGUCAGCUUCAGCUCUGGUGGUGUGGGGGUGAUCCGGACACCAAUAUCCCUGAGGCUCAGAAGGGCCAGGGGGGGACAAUGGGAGGUGGGGGUGAGUUCACAUAA
Messenger RNA from Sorex fumeus (smoky shrew), 1796 nucleotides. RefSeq names its product WD repeat containing antisense to TP53 (gene WRAP53). Gene Ontology annotation, molecular function: protein binding; RNA binding. Gene Ontology annotation, cellular component: Cajal body. The transcript is spliced from 10 exons. Gene Ontology annotation, biological process: Cajal body organization. The record is from RefSeq and is a predicted model, not a curated record. NCBI's taxonomy places the organism in Eukaryota, Metazoa, Chordata, Mammalia, Eulipotyphla, Soricidae. Bases 183 to 1796 code for a protein of 537 amino acids.